ACAAUAUGUCGCUGUAUUUGUCAGCAGUGAAGAUUCGAUACCUAGAAGAAUGAAAUUGAAAAUCAGUGACCUUAGUAAAGAAGAAUCAAUGGAAUACCUAAAUAAGAAGUGCAAGAUCAAUGAAAUAAAAGUGAAAAAUUUAUAUGAAUUGGUUGGUGGUCGUAUUGUAGAAUUGCAGGCUGUGGCAGAUGAUUUUGUGGCUGGACAAUCCUUCGAAGUUUUAGCCAAAAUUGAAAAGAAAUUCCAAUCUGCACAACUUCUUCCAAAUAAUCCACAUUACAAAGUAGGAAAGAGUAUUAUCAAUGAUUUGUUGAAGUCUGAGAAGCUUAGCUUUUUAGCAUUUAAGAAACAUUUCAAUAAAAAUGAUGAAUUAAAUGAAGUGUUGAGAAGCAACAUAUUUGCUUAUCACUUAGAAAAAAACACUGUGAGCUUCCAGUCUCAAUCGGUAAAAUAUUAUAUUUUGGAAAAGGCAGACAUAUUCAUUAAAUAG
This is a messenger RNA of Dentiscutata erythropus, 490 nucleotides long. The record is from the annotation of a GenBank genome assembly. NCBI's taxonomy places the organism in Eukaryota, Fungi, Glomeromycota, Glomeromycetes, Diversisporales, Gigasporaceae.